AUGGAGCACCGCAAGACACGGGCUUCCGACACUGGACACCAAGUUGGGCGCUUCACUACCAUUGAGGGCUGGCGAGAUAUCAGCAACGGCGUCUAUCUGUUCAGGAAUGCGGUCGUUCGGCUGGUAGCGGUCAAUCCGGUGUUCGAGGUGGAUGUCGAAUGCAAGAACGAAAAACAGUCGAUGCUGGCCCAAACCAGAAAUACACACUCCAGCGGGAGGAUAUCGGACGAGGGUAUCGCAAAUAUGCGGGAUUCAUCUGACGACUCUUUUGCGCUGCGAUCCGAGUACGAUAGCAAUGCCGAUAUCUCAAGAAUAGGAACAGAGCCCUCGGAGGAAUAUGACAUACCGGACGAUCCUUACCACGUCUUUUGCAAGAGGCAGAAGUGGUUUGUCAUCGUUAUCAUUGGUGUUGCUGGACUGUUUUCUGGGCUUUCGUCCAACAUUUACUUCCCAGCACUGGAUGCUAUAUCGAAGGACUUGAACAUCAGCGCCAGAGAGGUCUCGCUCACAAUCACCUCGUACCUCGUCGUGCAAGGGAUUUCGCCGCUCUUCUGGGGCUCGCUUUCAGAUGUACUAGGCCGGAGGCCCAUUUACAUCGCGUCCUUUACCGUUUAUAUCAUCGCCAACGUCGUGUUGAGCUCUUCUCCCAACUUUGCUGUGCUGUUGAUCUUUCGAGGCCUUCAGGCGGCUGGGAGUGCUUCUACUGUUAGCAUCGGAAACGGUGUCAUCCAGGACAUUUCUCCACCUUCCGAGAGAGGUGCUUUCAUUUGCGUUUAUCAAGCGAUUCGAAACUUUAGUAUCGCUGUCGGGCCCGUGUUAGGAGGUGUCAUCGCAGACCGUUUCGGUUUUCGAGCGAUAUUCGUCUUCUUAUUAAUCAUCUCGUCCAUUACCGUGUUGUUCGUUAUCGGCUUUCUCCCGGAAACGAUGAGAAGCAUCGUGGGCAACGGUUCAACAAGGCCCGUCGGGAUCUACCGCCCUAUGGUCUACGGUGUCCGCCGGGAACCGUUUUACUGGCGAGAAUCCAGUCAACCGACGGCCACGAGAAGAAUCAAACCUGAUGUCUUCGUGGAGCCUCUGAAGCUCCUGAGGAGAAAGGACAUUGCGAUCAACCUGCUGUUGAGCGGCGUAGUCUACGCCGUAUGGAGCAUGGUCACGUCCAGCACUACCGGGCUGUUCAAGGCCACUUUCAACCUGAAUGAGACCCUCCUCGGUCUUGCCUUCUUGCCAAAUGGUAUCGGCACAAUCGUCGGAUCAACCAUCAUCGGAAGGUACAUGACACGCGACUACGCCUCCGCCGAGCAAGCGUACAAGGCCGUUCACGGCCUACCCCCGACUCACUCCUUAUCAGCAAGGGACCUCCCUCCAGGUUUCCCCAUCGAGCACGCCCGGCAGCGGCGGCUGCCCCUCGCCAUCGCGCUCUUCAGCGCCGCCAUAGCCGCCUACGGCUUCACCUUCGCCCUGCCGCAGCAGCAGCUCGCGCGCUACCUGCCCGUGCACCCGAUCGCCCUGCCGCUGGCGCUGCAGUUCGUCGUCGCGGCGGCGAGCAGCGCCGUCUUCGCCAUGAACCAGGCGCUCGUGUCGGACCUGAGCCCCGGGCGGGGCGCCGGCAGCACGGCCGUGAACAACCUCGUGCGGUGCGGGCUGGGCGCCGUGGGCGUCGCCGGCGUGGAGAGCAUGAUCGCGGCGCUGGGGCCCGCGGCGACGUUCCUCGCCCUGGCGAUGGUGACGGUGUGCCUCUCGCCGCUUGUGGCUGUCAGUCGGGUCCGGGGGCCGGAGUGGAGGAUGCAGCAGGGGCAGGGCAAGGGGCUGCGUGAGAAAGUUUGA
Thyridium curvatum is the source of this 1824-nucleotide messenger RNA. RefSeq lists its product as uncharacterized. Gene Ontology annotation, biological process: transmembrane transport. The record is from RefSeq and is a predicted model, not a curated record. Gene Ontology annotation, molecular function: transmembrane transporter activity. NCBI's taxonomy places the organism in Eukaryota, Fungi, Ascomycota, Sordariomycetes, Thyridiales, Thyridiaceae. The coding region runs from base 1 to 1824 and encodes 607 amino acids. The transcript is spliced from 5 exons.